Messenger RNA from Boleophthalmus pectinirostris (great blue-spotted mudskipper), 1504 nucleotides. RefSeq names its product LHFPL tetraspan subfamily member 4b (gene lhfpl4b). The record is from RefSeq and is a predicted model, not a curated record. Gene Ontology annotation, biological process: sensory perception of sound. The transcript has 7 exons. Gene Ontology annotation, cellular component: plasma membrane. Lineage: Eukaryota; Metazoa; Chordata; Actinopteri; Gobiiformes; Gobiidae. Bases 193 to 873 code for a protein of 226 amino acids.
CGGACUUCAUCUUGAUCCGCCAUAUUUGUAGUUUUUUCACCUCUCUGGUUCAGCGCUCGUCUUCUUCGUCGUCAUCUGUCGCCGGGCUCUGCAGCAUCCUCCCGCAUCCUCCGCUCCUCCGUCCUGCAGCGGGUUUUCUGUCUCUCUGCUGCCGAAAAACACGCUCCGAUCCUGGAGGAAGCACCAGUCGUGAUGUCUGGGUCCCCCGCCCUCUCGGACCUGUCCCGUCUCUAUCAGACAGAGUUCGUGCGCAGUGCCCGGGCGGUGGGGGCACUGUGGGCUGUGUGUACGCUCUGCUUUGCCAUAAACCAGGUCGUGAUCCUGGUCCAGCCCUCGUGGGUCGGGACUGAGGCCAGUCUGCACCAGGGACGAGGACCAGAACCACCCAGCGGCACUCUGGGGCUGUUUGAGGUGUGUGUGGAUUCUGACUGGCCGGUCCCUGAGUGCAGAGGGGGGCUGUCCACGCUGUCCCCUCUCCCUGCAUUCCAGUCUGUGGCCGUGCUGGUGGGUCUGUCCCUGUGGGCUGUGUGGACCAGUGUUCUGUGUCUGGUUCUGUUCAGAUUCUGCAGCGCUGCCACAGUUUAUAAGAUCUGCGCCUGGCUCCAGCUCACUGCAGGUUUCUGUCUGGCUCUGGCCUGUCUGCUGUUCCCUGACUCCUGGGAGAGUCCAGAGAUGAGAGCUCUGUGUGGAGAUCAGGUGUCUAGUUUCUCCCCUGGCCGCUGCUCCGUUCACUGGGCGUACAUUCUGGCGGUCCUGGGGGUGCUGGAUGCCGCCAUCUUGGCUACUUUGGCAUUUGUUUUGGCGAAUCGACAGGAUGCUCUGCUGCCCCCGGACACGAAAGACGUGACGACUGGACUCUUGAUGUCAGCCUAGAGACAAACACAUGACUUCUCCAUCAUCAUUUAGAUCCAAAAUGUCCCCUGUCUUCCAGAUACAAACCAGCGUUCAACAGAUGUAACCUGCUCUAAAAUAGCUUUAUUUUCCAAUGCAUGGAAUUUUAUGUCUGUUUUUUAUAAAUAUUACAACAGUGUCAAAGUUGGUAUCAGCAGUAUUUUAGAUAAAGUGCUCUUUGUAAAACUAGAAAUAAGCAAAUGUGACUCUACCAGUCAACAUUUUCAUAUGAACCCUUUAUUUUUUUGUUUUAUUGGCACUUUUCACAUUACCUAUAGCAAAACAAGUAAGGAAAUACAGCAUCCAAGCACCAAUCAAUCUUAGAAAAUCACUGAUAUUGUAUUUUUAAUAUAUGUUUCAUGUACAGCGAUAUUUACACUGUUAAAGGUUUGGACACACACUCUCAUUCAUCAAAUAUAUAAAGCAAGAUAUAUGGAAUUAUUUUAUAUAGAAAAUAAAGUGAAAUAACUUUAAUAAAUAUUUUUUGACAAACCAAAAGGAUUAAUUUGAGGCUUUCGUUAUAAAAUAUUUUAAAUGUUUAUAAAAUGUAUGUAUAUAAAAUGUAGAAAGUAGUAAACAUAGAAGAGGGUGAGGGUCCAAACUUUGCCUGGUC